Messenger RNA from Menidia menidia (Atlantic silverside), 2899 nucleotides. NCBI's taxonomy places the organism in Eukaryota, Metazoa, Chordata, Actinopteri, Atheriniformes, Atherinopsidae. The record is from the annotation of a GenBank genome assembly.
CCGCCAGAAAAAAGCUAAAAUGGAGAGCAGUCUGUCCAGACUUUUGAUGGGACUUUCUGUUCAGAUAAGUCGCAGUGAUGGACGAGUGCACUCUGCCACGGUGAAGUCAGUUGAUAACGUCAAGAGCACUGCUAUGGUGGAGUGGUACGAACGAAACAUCUGUCGAGGGAAGGAGGUUGAAGUGAGUGAAUUAUGUACACUCAAUCCAGAGCUUCUGGAACAUAUAAACACUGCUACCAGUAAAGCUGCUGAGCCUCCUGCUCCUGCUAAAAACAAAAAGUAUGAUGGUCGACUCCGCUCAUCAAGGAUUCCUGCCCCUCCCUCCUUUUCCACUCGGUCUCAGGCGCGUCAGACUUGUAUGUUCCAGGUCCCAGCACCCAUCGCAGCACCAGCAUCGGCCAUGGGCUCUUCCCCAGCAAACCCAGAGACAAUCCGUGCUAAUCUCAAUCCUUCUCCAGUCCCCACAAACUCCACCAGUUUAAAUCAUCAGCGUAAGGAGAACGAGACCAGACUCGCAAAUUCGCAGCAUUCACUUGUUCGUGAGGCUGUAAAGGAAAACGAACCUGAGAGGAUGCCUCCUCUGCCUUCAGCCAAAGGUAGAAAAAAAUCUGUGGUCCCCCAGGAGUUAAACAAAGGCAACAAAAGACUCUCUUCUAUAAUAAAACCCUUCGACAUGCAGACCAAGAGAGGAAAGUUUGGAGAGGCAUCUCGACCAAACCAGAAGUUCUAUGACAUGAUCCAAGAGUUCAGAGAGACUUUGGAAAUAACUCCGCUGUCCACGGGAGAUCUGAUUGAGCCUCACAGGAUUUCUGUCUGCGUUCGAAAGCGCCCCCUUAACAAGCAAGAGGUUGCAAAGAAGGAGAUAGAUGUGGUUUCUGUGCCUGGAAAAGGUACCUUACUGGUGCAUGAGCCAAAACAGAAGGUGGACCUCACCAAAUACCUGGAGAACCAGAUCUUCCACUUUGACUACUCUUUUGAUGAAAGUGCCACCAAUGACCUGGUCUACAAGUUCACCGCCAAACCUUUGGUUCAGUCCAUUUUUGACGGUGGUAUGGCAACUUGCUUCGCUUAUGGCCAGACAGGUAGCGGUAAGACCCAUACGAUGGGAGGUAACUUCACAGGAAAGCAGCAGAACAGUGCUAAAGGGGUCUACGCCUUAGCAGCCCAAGAUGUUUUUACUUACCUCAACCACAGGAGAUAUACUAACCUGGACCUGUCUGUCUAUGUGAGCUUUUUUGAGAUUUACAACGGCAAAGUUUAUGACCUGCUGAAUAAGAAAGCUAAGCUCCGUGUCUUGGAAGAUGACCGGCAGCAGGUUCAGGUAGUGGGGCUGGAGGAGGUCUACGUGUCCUCAACAGAAGAUGUCAUCAAGAUCAUACAGAUGGGCAGUGCCUGCAGAACAUCAGGCCAGACCUCGGCCAACGCCAACUCAUCACGCUCUCACGCCAUCCUUCAGAUUGUGCUUCGGCGCAACGACCGCGCUACCACGCUGCAUGGCAAGUUUUCCCUGGUGGAUCUGGCUGGCAACGAGCGUGGCACAGACGUCAGCAGCAAUGACCGCGGCACUUUGGUUGAGACGGCCGAGAUCAACCGCAGUCUGCUUGCUCUCAAGGAGUGUAUUCGUUCUCUGGGGAUGAACAGUGACCACAUUCCUUUCCGGAUGAGCACUUUAACCAAAGUGCUGCGGGAUUCCUUCAUUGGAGAAAAGUCCAGGACCUGCAUGAUUGCCAUGGUGUCUCCUGGCAUGACUUCAUGUGAAUAUACUAUGAAUACACUACGUUAUGCCGACAGAGUGAAAGAACUUAAAGGCAGUUCUAAAGCCAGUGGAGCACCAAAGACACAGGAACUUGUAAACAGUUCGUCUGAAGAGGAAACUGUAGUGGACACCAGUGUGUAUGAUGCCAUAUCGCAGGUGGCAGAGUUUGAGGAAAAAGUUUAUGCAGUGCUCAAGAGGGCAAAUGAACUUGUGACAGACAUGGAACAAAUCUCAUACAACAUCGAGGCCGGGCUUCCAGACCUGAUGGAUCAUUCCAAGAAAUUAAUGGACACGGUUCUGGCUUUACAGUCUGCUGUGGAUCAGGAGCGGAAUGCCAGGCUGAACCACUGAAAAUUCACCCAGAGGAUGUUUGGAUUAUUGUCCUUGUUUUUAUUGUAUUUUUUCAGUGUCAAAUAAAAUGCGUUGGAACACUAUUUCAUGGAAAAAGAAAUGCUACCACUGGUAGUUUUGUGUAACAUAGCUUCAGAACCAACUGGUGUACAGUUGCAUGUAGCACUUUUUGGUAUGAAUGUUUUUCUUGCAUUUUCUUUCUUUUCGAACAGCAAAAAUUGCAUUGUUUUGAAUUGUUGACGUUCCCAUAAAGAUUAGUAGAAUGACAAAUAGUUUAUUUCUCAAAUGCAAAAGGUUUCUAUCACUAUUUAUUUUAGCAGGUAUUUCACAAGAAAUCACACUUAAAUUGUGAAGAACAGUGAAUUUAUGUGAAUUUUGCUCUUGGAGGACUUUAAAUGUACGAAGACUGCCAAAUGAUCUAACCACAGUACAUUUGUUAUUUGCAUCAGUUUGCUACGUUUCUUUUACAAUUUAUCUUUGCUUCAUUUAAUUAAGCUAUUUUAACAUCUUCAGGGUUUUGGGGGAUGCGUGAAAAUAUUAAAUAAUUUUAGAAAGACUUGCUCAGACUUGAGUGGAAAUUUUCUAUAAUAUUUUUUGUAAAUUAUUUUGGGUUUUUCUGUCAUUUUCUCCUUAAAUGAGAAAGAACACUGCCAUUGAAACACGUGUUUACAUGUCAUGAAUGAGAACGGUAAAGAACUAAGAUUAAAUUUUGUGAAUAUCUAAAAGUAUUUGAACAGUAGGGGGCAGUACAGGCGUUAACUGUUUUGUUUAAAAUGAGAGUAGAGUGAGAAG